UAUUAUUAUAACCACGAUAAUUUGUCAUGUUGGGUUAUUUUAAAAAUGAGAUAACAAUCCAACAAACAGGGUUAAAUCAGAACUCGCGGAGCCCAUUUAAAUUGUAACUGUCGUAACAGGAGCUUCAAAUGGAUUGUAACAGGUGCAUGCGGUGCAUUAUUCUGAAUUCUUUAAACGCUAUCAGCCAGUCUUAGUCCUUUGUUAAGGUUCUUGACAGGUCCACGCGCCUUUUAAGCCAGUGUACAGUGAAAGUGCAGGCUUAUGUCUGAGUGACUGUUGCGGAACAGGGCUCUUGUAGCGAGGCUUUUUCAGCACCACGGGGAUCGAGCGACCCUGUCCAUGCCGUUCCUCCCGCCGCCUGCAUAAUUAAUCCACAAAGAACUCGUUCCAUUCUCCGCCCAGCCCUCGCGCUAUUGGCUGAGUGCUAAUCUACUUCCUGAUUUGCUGCUGUCAGUCUCGAUCCAAAUAAAUAGUAAUGUACCUGUACCAGCGUGCACAGGUUGCCAACGAAGACUACGUUUCCGCUUUUAAGGUCCUGAAGACUGGGACCAACUGAGUGAUUUUGUUUGCGACACAGGCAUCUAAAAAGCCUCACGGAAUUGCCCGUGUUUUCUACAAAAAGUUUUGAAAUGAAUCUGAACUACACAUCUCCGCUCCCCCAGAUGCCGACUCAAAGGUCAACGUCGUUCUUCAUUGAAGAUAUUUUACUACAUAAGCCUAAACCUUUGCGAGAGGUGUUUCCCUCGCCCUUUUCAAACUCUCUUGCCUCCCGGAUGCCUCUUUUAGAGUAUGGAUAUCCCCUUAUGCCUACACCGAUCCUGGCUCCUCAUCCGCAUCAUCCACUACACAAACCUGAACACCAUCCGUACUUUUUCGCGUCUGGAAUGCAGAUGCCUGCGUUAUUUCAGCAUCAUCCGGAAUUACCAGGGAAGCACUGUAGACGCAGAAAGGCCAGAACAGUGUUCUCAGACUCACAGUUAUCAGGACUCGAGAAAAGGUUCGAGAUCCAGAGAUAUCUGUCCACACCCGAGCGCGUGGAACUGGCUACGGCGCUCAGUCUAUCGGAAACACAGGUAAAGACGUGGUUUCAGAACCGGAGGAUGAAGCAUAAAAAACAGCUGAGGAAAACACAAGACGACCAGAAAACCCCAAAUGAUGUAGACAGAUCGCUGGAGAACACGAGCGAGAGCGAAAUGCACGAGAAAAGUACAGACGGUAAAAACGGCAUGAGUCCGGACAGAUACACGCUGGACGACAAUGAAGAUGAUGUCGAUAUUGAAGAUGACAUUUGCUCUCCUGAACAUUUACUUUAGUAUUGUCACCCUCAUGAACA
This is a messenger RNA of Rhinichthys klamathensis goyatoka, 1333 nucleotides long. It is a transcript of the gene bsx, whose product is annotated as brain-specific homeobox. Gene Ontology annotation, biological process: regulation of DNA-templated transcription. Gene Ontology annotation, molecular function: DNA-binding transcription factor activity, RNA polymerase II-specific; DNA binding. The record is from RefSeq and is a predicted model, not a curated record. The coding region runs from base 630 to 1313 and encodes 227 amino acids. The transcript has 3 exons. Lineage: Eukaryota; Metazoa; Chordata; Actinopteri; Cypriniformes; Leuciscidae.